Molecule: messenger RNA, 603 nt
Organism: Penicillium hordei
Lineage: Eukaryota; Fungi; Ascomycota; Eurotiomycetes; Eurotiales; Aspergillaceae
Exons: 3
Coding region: 1-603 (200 amino acids)
Source: RefSeq, a predicted model, not a curated record
AUGCUCGCGCUUAACAUUGUCUUGUAUGCCCUGUUGGGCACCUCCUUGGCCUUUGCCAUUAUCGAGCUGGGACUCUCGGCUUUCAUCACUGCCGCAUAUUCUGGCACGCAAGAAAUCCAGAUCUGGAGCGCAUAUUCAGGCUAUUCUUACAGCCAAGUCAAUGUGAAACCUCCGGCUAUCCUCGUCUUUCUUGUCUUCUCUUCUGUUUGGACUAUCCUUGUGGCAGUUAGCGCCUUAGUACUGCCCUGGUACUAUAGUCGCAAGGACUUCGUGACCGCAAAGCUCAACACUGUCCUCGCCGCUAUCUUCGUGGCCAUUUACUUCGUCACUAUGGUGUUUUGGUUGGCAUGCUUUGCUGAUCUGGCCAGUCUCCUUGGUGGUGGUACUAGUAUAAAUCCCUACUACAAUGCCGUGCUUGCCUUUGGCGUUCUCCUUUGGUUACUAUUUGUUGCUCUCGUCAUAUUCACGAUUCUUGCCAUGUGUGGUGUUUUGGUGUCUGACUGGGCUGGGUAUCAGUCCCUCAAGAAGAACGGAGUUGGUGUGCACCAGACUAAUGCUAGCCCUGCUCGCGAAGUGCCGAUGACCGAACAGCCAAUCGCAUAG